UGAGUAAUCAUACACGAGAUUUCCUCAAUAUCAGGGGAAUUUUCAGGUGAUAAUUUCACAGAAAUUUCUCACGAAAGAAACAACUUUUUUUUUCUUAAAGAUAAUUUCUCUCCUCUCUCUCUCCCUCUGUCGAUAAUUUUCUGGAGAAAAAUUCGUCUGCUGAUCUGUUGAGACUUGAGGUUGAGAGAGAGAGAGAUUGGAAACAAGCAAUCGUGAUGGAUCAGAUUUUCAGCAAGGUGGGAUCGUAUUGGAUUGGCCAAAAAGCCAGCAAGGAGCUCAAUUCAGUUGGUAGUGACAUCAACUCAGUGGGAAGCAGCAUUGAAGGAGGAACGAAAUGGUUGGUUAAUAAAAUUAAAGGAAAAAUGCAAAAGCCAUUGCCUGACCUGCUAAAGGAGUAUGAUUUGCCAGUUGGAAUAUUCCCCCGUGAUGCCACCAAUUACGAGUUCAAUGAAGAGACACAAAAGCUUACUGUAUUUAUUCCGGCAAUUUGUGAAGUUGGCUACAAGGACUCAUCUGUCUUGCGUUUUAAUACAACUGUCACUGGAUAUCUAGAGAAAGGAAAGUUGGCAGACAUAGAGGGGAUCAAGACAAAGUUUGUUAUUUGGAUAAAAGUCACUUCCAUCACAUCUGACGGAUCAAAGCUCCAUUUUAUGGUCGGGAUGAAGAAAACCAGGGAUAGGCAGGCUUAUGAGGUUCAUAGAGAUGGUGUGAGUGUGGAUAAGUUCUAAUAUCUUUUUAAUGCUUUUAUUGACUUUGUUAUGAGCUUGUGGUACCAGAAACCAAGUUUUAUCAAAUCUCAACUGUCGCAAGUGCAUUUUUUAUUA
This is a messenger RNA of Mangifera indica (mango), 824 nucleotides long. RefSeq lists its product as uncharacterized. The coding region runs from base 216 to 728 and encodes 170 amino acids. NCBI's taxonomy places the organism in Eukaryota, Viridiplantae, Streptophyta, Magnoliopsida, Sapindales, Anacardiaceae. The record is from RefSeq and is a predicted model, not a curated record. The transcript is spliced from 3 exons.